AAAUAUAUAUUUGGGUAGAUUUAAACUCCUACCUGAGUUAAAUGUGAGGUAUUAAGGUAGGAAAAUGUCCGUCGAAUUAGAUCCAAACCGUGGACCCCUUACUCUUCAUCAUGACAAAUUUUGACAACUAUAUUGUACACCAACUUAAGGACCUACAGGAACUACGCACACGUAACUUUGAAGGAAUUUUAGCAUCACCAAGAAAUUUAGGACAAGCACCUGCCCAGCCCCUUAUCUGGCAGGAUUUUAGGUUCAAAGGUUAUCCAGACAAAUCUUUCCAGGCCCCUAAAGUUCCGAAAUAUAAGCGUCUAUCAUUAGAUUUAAUGAAUACAGAACGUGACGACCAGUAUUUUGGUAAAACCACACAUUUUGAUACAGAUAGAUAUUCUGUUCACCCGAGACAAAUCACAAAAAGAGCUGCAGCACGGAAAAAUCAAUCCUCACAACAGAAUCCAUUAAAGAUAUCUCCCCAUGUGGAUGAUAAAACAGAACAGUAUCCAAUCAGAGACCCUUUAGGUACCUUAACGGACCGAUCUGAAAAUCGUAGAUACCAAAUAAGAGAUCCCUACGGAGAUUUGACGGAGGAGCAUAAAUAUAAGCUCCAGCGGGAGAUGCGAGAUAUUGAGGAGGAUAGAAAACAAAGAGGUAUUAUAGAUAAACUUCGCACUGAAGAGAGACAAGAGGAGAGGCAAAAGUUCUAUGAAGAUCUAUACAGACAAAGACAGGAUAAGGAAAUGUUAACAAACUAUUAUCCAUGGGGUAAACCGGGAGGAGGGGCACCAAAACCCGAUAACAGAAAACAGAAGUUUUUAGAAACAGAUUUUGAAGGAAGUCCAACACCAAGUUAUAGAGAAAGAAUGCAUACAUUACCAGUUACCUCCCUUGAAAAAGACAGACAAGCUGUUGAGGAACGUUUCCGGUAUAAUGAAGAUAGGGGAGAGCAAGAAAAAUACCAUCAAGAAUUAGCAAAACAGAAAAAUGAUCAAGAAUUACGUCGACAAGAGGAUAGAUUAGAUAACUUACAGAGAGAAUUGGAAACGUUGAAAACUGACCAGUUUGGAAAACCUGGAGGAGGAGCUCCAAAUAGAACUACUUCAGGUAGCAUUAUAACUAAAAAAAAGAUGUACCAUUGCACAAACACGCUAGAAAUGUUGAGAAUACAGGCCAGAAAAUCAUUCACAGAGAGAAGAGAGAAGGAUACAUAUGACCCCUGGGGAAAAGGGUACGGGAAUGCAGACAGGUUGGCUGACGGAAGGGUCAAGCCACGUCCAAAUGCACUAGAAAAGGACAAGAAAAAGUCCAACUUUACUGGCCCUUUUAUCCAUAAAAGUAGCAAGCACAAUGACCCAAAUAGUGUAAAAUCAAAGGAAAAUAGGGUACCAGUAACAAAUAUUACACGAGAUCAUCGUAUAUCUACGGGACGUUAUAGCCCUUUUGGCAAAGGUUAUGGCCAUCCAGAGAGGGACAGAAAUGGGAAUGUUAAGGGGAGGAAAUCGACAUUAGAUACCAAUAAGCCGAAAGACCAAACUGAUUCUAGUCCAAAAAUGAGGAAAAAUAUAGUGCCUAAUGAUCAUAAAGUCAUCAAACGUGAUAAGGCAGCUUCACCUGUAGUCAGUCUGAACCAUGAAAACAAAAUUGACUGGUCGAACAAUUCUGGCUCUCCUCGUUGGGGAUAUGGCAUCGGAAAUCCACAGAGGAAUGACGACGGAAAAUUACAACCUAGAUCAUCUCUGCUAGAAAAGAAAAAGUUUGGAGAGCUUACAGCCAGAGAAGGUACCCCAGAAACCAAUAUAAACAGAGACAUGAGGAUACCAUUUCGUCCUGGUAGUCCCUGGGGUAAGGGGGUUGGUAACCAGCAGUAUGACAGUGACGGAAAUGUGAUUGCAAAGAAAUCAAUGUCACUUGAUAAAAAUAAGCCAAUAGAUGCUAAUGGUCCCAAUACAGAGAGGAAAAAGGGAACUUACAAUCCAACUCAAGGACUCACUGUUUCUCCAAGGAGAAACCAUACUCCAGAAAUAAAGCUGCAUUCCAACAGACCCACUGUAAACAACAAAGAGGACUACUUUCCAUAUGGACAGGGUUAUGGAAAUCCCAAAAGGGAUGACCUUGGAAAUGUUCCCAGAAAAAUGGCUACUCUCAAUGCAAAUAAGCCUAUAGGCAAUUUAAAAGGACCAACAAGGUCAUAUGAACCAUCAUUACUUGUAUAUGGAGGUGAAACAACACCAGAAGAUGGGCAAAUGAGUCCUGACAGUCCUAGCCUGAACAGGGAACGAGUUCAGAGUCCAUGGGGGAAAGGUUAUGGUAAUGCUCAGAGAUCAUCUGAUGGCACUAUACUCCGUAAAUCUACAACAUUGGAUACCAAUAAGCCAGCAGACGGCCCUAGUACAGAAAAGAAAAAGAAGCCAUAUGACCCAACAGCAGGAGGUAUUGUCAAUUCUCCAAGGAGAAAACAAACACCAGAUAUAAAACUAAAUUUAAAUAGACAGCCACCCAGUUUUGAUGAAAAUUAUACUCCAUGGGGGAGUGGAGGUGGAAAUCCUGUCAGAGAUGAUGACGGGUAUAUUCAACCUAGAGGUCAAACAUUGGAUGCGACAAGGCCUGUAGACAAUGGACCUACUGAGAAAAAGAAAAAGACUUACUUUGACCCAUCAUCAGGGAACCAACCUUCAGCCAGAGGAAGUCAAACUCCUGACAUCAAGCCAAGUUUUAACGGUCAGUUACCGAGCAAUGAAGGAGAGUAUGAUCCGUGGGGAAAAGGGGGAGGAAACCCCAAUUAUGAUGACACAGGAAACAUAAAGAAGAAAGUUUCAACCUUGGAUAGUAGAAGGCCACCAGACGGUAUGACUGAUGAAAGUGGAAAUCAACUUAGACGUCCAAAACCUAUGUCAGACUUGUCCUUUAUGGCAAAUAGAAAUAGAACACAAAACAGAACACCUGAUGGGGGUAAUAGAAUAUCAAGUGGAGGGAGAAGUUCUGACCCUUUUGGAUUUGGCAAAGGGGCAGGAAAUCCCAAUUAUGAUGAAGAUGGAAAUGUGGUCAGACAUUCAAUGACCUUGAAGCUUGACCCUUCAGAGAGUUCAUAUGAUGAUAAUACAAGAAAAAGGGCUAGAGCUAAGGAAUACUAUGACUUCUUGAGAGGUCAAGAAGAAGAACAAAGAAGAAACAAGCAAGAGAUAGAAUGGCACAUGAAAGCACCGAUUGGAGAAUUAGCUUCUAUAAUGGGGUCUAAAAAUGUAGGCAAGCCAAUUAAAGACCCGUACACAGGUGAACUUAGAAAUCAUCAUCUAGGUAACUCUGAUGUUACGUUACAGAAAAUGAACUAUCAACCAAAAGCUGAAACAGAAAAGAAGAAAUAUCAUGAAGAUCUGUCCCAGUUAGCAGACGAGAGAAUGAGAUACCGACAGUUGAAUAGACUAAAGGAAAAUCAGGAGGGCAUGCUGCAUCAACAUACGAUGGACGCAAUGUGGGGGAGACCAGGAGGCGGAGCACCGAAGGGAUACAAUCUCCGCAAAUUCAAUCUGGAAUCCACACUUCAUCACCCAACAAAAGAUCAGACAACUGAAGAAUAUAUAAAAAAGAAGGACUGGUCACAAGUUCCACAAGAGGGUAAUCCAUUUACUCAAAAUGAUGACAAUUACAGUCCUAGAUUUCAACCUAAUAAGUAUGUUAGAAGCACCAUUACAAGCACACAUGCCAAUUUAUAUGAAUAUCCAGAACAUCUCAAGGACAAAAAUUAUGCACUGAGUGAACCCUAUGCCACUUAUUAAAAGACUUGUUACCAUAGAAACAGAAAGUGAUGUGAUUCUCAGGAGAACAGACAGUAUUGCACAAUCUUUAGACAGAUGUCUUAAAUCGUUUUACUUAUAAAGUAUUAUAUUAUUGUAUAGAAAAUGUUCAGAUUAUAAGUAAAUUAUGCAACUUUAUGGGAAUUCUCUUAUAAUUAGAGUUGUCUCCCUAACCUGAAAACCUUGCAAAGGUUAUAACCUUUUCAAGUUCAACUUCGUUUUUAAUUUUGUUAAAUUGUUACAAGGGGACAGUAAACUAACUGAAAUUCAAAGAAAACUUAUGAGUAAAAUAUUUUUAACCUUUUACUGAGGAAAUGUUCAAAACACUAUUUAGAUGUUUCAUAAUUUCAUUCAUAGAUGCAUUAUUUUGUAUCAUCUACACAAAAAGGAGAAUUGUGGGCUCCAUGCAGAAAUCAUUAUUUUGAAUUUGUUUGUUACAUUUGAAGUUUUUGUUGUCUUUGCCCUUUUGGCUUCUCUCUUUUCGAUUCAUACUUAUGAGAAGCAUUUUCAAGGGAAGAUUUUGUGCUUUAUUAAUCAUUAAUCUAUUUAUAUGCAUUCUCUAGAUCUUUCCCUACAUUAUGGACAAUUUAUUCAUGAUUUGAUCAAAUAUAUUUAUAUUGAUAUACCUAUAAUAAAGCUGAGUUACAAAAGCAUAUAAGAAAUAUAUAUGCUACAUACCAAUAGCAAAAUGUUCCAAUAAGACAGAAUUAAAAUCAAGUUAAAAAUUUAUGAUUUUUUUUUCAACAUAAAAUUUUUGCUUCAUUUAAUUUCCUUACCCACAUUAGUUGAUUAUCAAAGAUUUUAAAGAUCAUGAUUAUGAUUAAUCGUUGUUGAAUUUGUUGAUGAACUUUUGUUGAAUUUGAAUCGAUCAUGAUUAUUCGGCCCAGUACCUAUGUUGAAGAUUGCAACUAUUGUUACAGAUUGUUGAAAGUUAUUUUGUGGUAUUUGGGUUAUAAUAUUUGUAAAUAAGCAUCAUAAUGCACAUAUGUUUUGUUGAAUUGUUGACCAGUCCAGUUACCCAGUGUCUUUUCAUAUAUUGUACAUUUUUACUUUUUUAUUUAAUCAAAAAAACUUCAGUGUCAGCUGUGAUGUCUUUCUUGUAAUAAUGUGAUACUUAUAUUGUGAAAUUUUAUUUUUACAUGUUAAACUUUUUUUUCUAUGUUUUAGAUGAAUAUUGAUUUAAACAAAAUAUUUUAUGUGCUUUGAUACAAUUUUAAUUUUGUUUCUUUAAUCUCUAUCUAUGCAGUUAAUGAUUUUUUAUUGUGACUUUGAAUUCUAUUUAUUAUUUUAUAUAAUUUUAUGUUUAUGAAAUAUGCAUUUACAACCAUAUUCAGAAAAAUGUUAAAGUUGGAUUUUUUAAUCUCCACAUUCCAUUGAAAAAUUAAAAAUUCUUUUGCCUUCAAUUAUAAAUCAUUUUUUUUAUAAUUAAUGAUAGUAUACAUUGAUAAAGUUCCAGAUUUUAUUAAUAUUAUCUGUUUUAUAGAUAAGUUUUUGUCAACUUUGAUGAAUCUUCAGUUUUAACACCAAAAACAAGUUUUCAAUGUUCAAAUUGAUUUGAUUCUAGAUUUUAUUACCUUGGGUACCAAAAGUGAGUACCUUGACUAAAAUGCAGUCUUCUGAAAUGGUCCAGAAUUUAUUUAUAUAUGACUGUGAUAUAAUGUUCAAUAUUCCGUCCCUCUUUGUUUCUACUGUUUUUGUUAGUUAUAGAGAUAUAUGUAUACCAUGUUAUGUGUACAAUAAAACUUCUACUUAAA
Mytilus trossulus (common blue mussel) is the source of this 5539-nucleotide messenger RNA. RefSeq lists its product as uncharacterized. The coding region runs from base 111 to 3767 and encodes 1218 amino acids. The record is from RefSeq and is a predicted model, not a curated record. Lineage: Eukaryota; Metazoa; Mollusca; Bivalvia; Mytilida; Mytilidae. The transcript has 33 exons.